AUGGACCAAGUUCCAUUUCUGCAAUCGUGCAGUUUUCUCUGCCUCGCACUUGCUCUUGCAGCAAGUUGUUCAACAAGCUUUUUGGGCAAUCGCCCCAACAAUGGCACGAGCACGGUGGUUGCGGCAUCUUGCCUGUGGUUCUGCCCGGCGAUGUGGCAUCUACCGUACUAUGCCGUGGUUGGAAUCACCAUGGCAGCAGUUGGAGUGUCCUUGUCUUCUUUGCAGAGUUCUAUCUCAAGUCUUUUCCAUCAGAAACAAAAGAGCACCACGCUGCCCGCUGCUUCUUUGCUGUGGAAGGUGGUGGGUGCCAUGCUAAAGCGAGGUGAGUUCGUCCAGGCAAUCAUUUGCUUGAUAUGGGGCAUGCACUGCUUCAUCACACACGUGUUGCUGGAGUUAGAGGAUCUCGUCCUCGAGCUCGUGCCGCAGUGGGAGGGAGAGGUAGUCGUGAUUUUGGGUCAUCCUCGAAGCGCUUCAACACAUGUGCAUCACAUGCUCAGCCAGACGUUGCCAAGCAGCGCGUCGUUGACUUUCUACGAUGUCCUCUUCCCCUCCCUCAUCCAGUGGUAUUGUAUGUACCCUUUCAAGCCCUUGGUCAACACCUUCCUGAGACUCCUCGACUCGCCACAGCACCGGAUAGCUGUGGAUGAAGUUGCAGAAGAGCAACAGUGGUUGUUGUUGAAGUUCAAGGACAUCUUGUUGCCAAUGCUCUUCCCAGCGAUGGUGGACGACCCGGAGCUGUUCCGUGCAUCUUGCGACUACACGGAAGCCGACAUGAUGUUCAUCAAGGGGUGCAUGAGACGCCUCUUGAUCCGCAAGCCGCAGAGCAAGCUCUACAUUGCGCGCAUGCUCACUUUCUCACCAUGGCCCGAGUACAUCACAGCUGCCUCCCGACGCAAAGUUCAUCGUUUGCUUGAGAGAUACCGAAGAGUGUCUGCGAUCCUUCGUAAGCCUCGCAGCUGUUCACUCUGGCGGCAACCCGAACACACCACUCUGCAAGAAGUGGGCGCAGAACUGUGCCGACACCCUCACAGCAGGUACCGUUCGAGGCCUGCAGCGCCUUGUGGACGGCCAGGUGCAUGCCGAGUCGGUGAUGCAAGUGAACUUCAAAAGCUGGAAAGCAGAGACUCGGUCCUCGCUGAUCUGGCUGCUGAAAGAGCUGGGGAUGCAAGAAGAGAUGAAGGCCCUGGAGGGAGAGGAAGUGAAGGUGGAGCGACGCGAGAAGCACAAGAGCAGCCCGGACUUGAUCGACUGCCUCGAGGGAGUUGCCAUCGCCGACUGGGCCAUUGA
Messenger RNA from Symbiodinium necroappetens, 1287 nucleotides. The record is from the annotation of a GenBank genome assembly. NCBI's taxonomy places the organism in Eukaryota, Dinophyceae, Suessiales, Symbiodiniaceae.